Molecule: messenger RNA, 4671 nt
Organism: Drepanopeziza brunnea f. sp. 'multigermtubi' MB_m1
Lineage: Eukaryota; Fungi; Ascomycota; Leotiomycetes; Helotiales; Drepanopezizaceae
Biological process (GO): nucleocytoplasmic transport
Cellular component (GO): nuclear pore
Molecular function (GO): structural constituent of nuclear pore
Source: RefSeq, a predicted model, not a curated record
AUGACCUUGGCUCGCACACAAAGUGGACCCGGCGGACUCAGCAUCAAUACCAACUCUGCCAAUUCAAUACCUGGCUCAGUUACAACAUCUGCAACCGGCGGAAUGUUUGCAGGCUCUACGACAACAUCUGCUCCGCAGACGGGUGGGCUCUUUGGAUCCGCAGCGGCGACGAGUGCACCAGCGGCAGGAGGAUUAUUUGGAGCAGCACCAGCUCCAGCGACAGGAGGAUUGUUUGGAGGAGCAGGGACGGCUACUACUCAACCGCAAGCUGUAGGGGGACUCUUUGGAUCGGCCGCGACGACGACACAACCGCAGACUGGGGGGUUAUUUGGAACCGCGCAAACUCAGUCGACUGGGGGGCUAUUUGGAAAUGCCUCUUCUACGCAGCCAGCCCAGACGGGUGGACUGUUCGGGGCUUCAACUGCAGCAUCCCAACCUCAGCAAGCUGGCGGCCUCUUUGGCGCAGCUGCUACGGCAGCUCCAGCUCAAAACAGUGCUUCUGGUGGUGGGCUUUUCGCUAGUCUAAAUGCCAACCAGAACAAGCCAGCAGGAUCUAUGUUUGGCGGAAGCACAGCGCAAAAUCAACAAUCCCAAAACCAGCAACAGCCCAACUCUAUGUCUAACCAAAAUCAAGGCUCGGGUCUAUUUGGUGCUCCCUUAGGCGGCGGACUCUCUCUAGGACAAUCUACAAACCAACAACCUCAAACCGUGCCCGGAGUCCGAAUCGAUGCCAGCCAGAUCCGAGGCACAACCCGUUUCAACGACCUCCAUGACGAGCUGCAAAAGCAAAUAACCCUCUUUGACAAUGUCAUCCAAGGGCAAAUUAGACUCAAGGCCGACUGUGACGCCAUUAUGCCCGCGCACGACAACCAACUCGCCCAGAUUCCCAACGAUGUGGAGUUCUGUCGCCGGAAACUCAUUGGAGUAGAGAACUCGCAAGAUUCUGACGCACAAGCCAUCUCCGUUGUCGGACGCUUCAUCAAAGUCGAUGCCGAGCACGCAAAGCUAAGCUUCAAAGCCAUCGAUAACUUGAAACUGCCUCCGCAAUACCACAAUCAAGGCGUUUGGGCGCAGAAUUCUACUUCAAACAGCAACGGAGGAGCCGAGAACGGGGAUUCGGAUGCGCAGGAUAUCGUUAGCUUUUUUGCGAAUACUGCUGAUGAACUGGCUGCUACGCUCAACACCUACCAUAAACACAUUGUUGAAAUAGAACAGCAUCUGAGAUCUGUGGAAGCCAACAGCGCGCAGCAAAUCAAUGCAUUGGUAGCGAAGCGAAACGGCAUGUCUACUGGCCAAGAAGACCACGAAGGCGAGCUAUUCGGCGUACUGCGAGAUUUCGAGGGCGGGCUGUUGAGUGUGGCCGGCAAGAUUGGGGGGUCGAGAGAAGGUGUUAGAAGCUUGCAGCUAGGACAAUUUCAUUCUGGGCAGAGGCAAUCGGAGUCUGGUGUUCAGGCUGUCAUACUGCAUGAGAGCGAGGAUGGGCGAGCAUCUACCGUAGGUGUGGUAGAAAUCACGCUUUUGAUUAUGCAGUCUGCGCAAUCGUUAAUGACGAUGUCGAGAGAUAUUCUGUGCUCUCUUGACGAGUUCCUGCCCUUCUCGGUUGUGACCCCCCACCGGACCACGUGUUCGAGUCGACAAUUUCGCUUCUCUUCCAUCUUCUAUCUUCCUUCUCACAUUUUCAUCUCCAUCUCUAUUCCUAUCUCUAUCCCGAUAUUUCGCAGCUUCUUCCGCGACUUCUUCCGCAACUUCUGUAUGAUUAGACCCUCAUUUAGGCCUCGUCCCCGACCACAUGAACAUAUGCGGGAGGCCAUGGAUGAUUCUUCCAAAAUCCAGAUGCUCGAGGCAGUCCCAUACGCCAUGGAGCGUUUCCUCGAGGCUCCAUUGCCACAGGUCCUUUCGGCACCACCAGACAUGCACCCACAAUCAAGUGAGCACGAAGAGGAUGAGCUCCCCCCACUGCUCUAUGCUCGCCAGCAUGGACUUUGUCGUGAUUACCUCCAGGCUCCUCUGGGAUGGUCUGAUCUUCAGGACCUCCAGAGAAAAGCAGCUGGCGCCGUUUACGAGGAUUCCAACCUUCCGCUCUUUAAUUUUGGUGCGGAGCUUAAGAUUGAAGAGCGCCUGACUUGCUCGAAGGAGGCAGCUGUGAUUUUGUCGUGGGUCGCAAAUGAGACCUUUGCAAAAGAUGGCGACGCUCUCAUCAACGCCCACUUCAACGCUCCCAGCAGCAACCGGAUCCAAAAAUUGGAACUUCCCCUGCUGAGGACUGACCACGAAACUGACUGUAGAGACUUUGCCAAUAGAGAGGGAUUCGAGAUCAAGCUUCGCGAUGUCAAACUUCCCCUGGAGGCCGUUAGGGAUGAAGAGGGCCUUGACUGGACAUCGAAGUUUGCGCAUCUAGGUGCUGAGGUAUCACAGGAGCUGAAGCAAGAGAGAAUCGGCAUUACCAGAGAUACGAUGAGUUUCCUGCAGCAAUCCCUGGCCGUUUUCCUGACGGAAGACGACGAGAAGAGCCUGUGGGAUACGCAGCAGACAUACAAGAGGAAAACUAUUUUCGAGCCUAUCACCCCUCCACUUUCGCCAUUGCCUGUCAAGCCUGAGCCCUUCGAACCCGCUGAAGAUGACCCAGCAUUUCAUGUUCCAAUCCUCUCCGAUGCCAUCUCACCAACUAAACAGGAUCUUGAGGCAAUCGAGAAAGAGCUAUUCCAACAGGACAUCCCGACUCCGCCCCGACUGAUAGUACAGCCUAGCCUGAACAAUUUAGAUAGCAGUUCGGGGACGAUGAGCCUAGAAGAGGUUUAUCCACCACUGGCGUCUCUUGAUAACAGUCCGAAGAUCAAAGAAGAAAAGAGGGUCAAGCUGGGAGAUCUCAAGGUGGAGGAGCCAAUGACACCAAAAAUGCGGGCUCCGACUCACAAAUUUGUUCGCUUCAGCAAUAUCAUUGAGCAGCUAGAUAUCAAGCCAAGCAGCAGCCCACGUACGCCUCCUGGUACGAGCACCUUUUUCAAAGAGGUAUUCGGACCUGCAUACGAAAGUGUGAACCAGCAACUUGAGCAAGAAACGCUUAUUCGAGCCGACACCACAGCCAGAGUCGACGUUCGUGUCAUGGACUUUCGAAAGCCAGAUCCACCGUGGCAUAAAUUUGACCAGAUCAAGGAGCCGUCAGCACUGCUGGAGUUGCAGAAGUCCUUCAUUCGAGAAACGGUUAGAAGCAUACCCACUUGGCCCGGAUCUGGGAAAAGAGAUAGCAGUCUACCGUGGUCUCCCUUCACUUCCGAAUUUGCAAAGCUUGCUCUCGAAGAGGAGUAUCAGGACAAUAAUAGCACUUGGAAACCGUUCGUGAAAGAUGACCAGGAUGCUAUCGACAGCUCAAGUCUGAUCUGGAAGCAACCCGGACUGAAGAUCCUGAGAGAUGGCAAAGACGACGACGACGACGAGAUCGAGCCUGGUCAAAUCCAAACAGACUCUCCUCAAGACUUGUCGUUCAUCGUCAAGAAAAGGAAGAUGGAGUUGCAAGAGCGAGACAACUUCAGAAAGAACAACCCCGUUGAGGGUAAUAAUGUCCCAGCGGUAUCUGGGUUUACUCCAAUCAAUAAGCCAAAGCAUUCUGCUUCCACUAGUAAUUCAGCGACGGGGCAGCUUGUUAGCGGCGAGCUGGGAAUGCUAGGGAGCCAGUUCUCGGCAGAAGCCUCUCUCAACCACUACCUUGAACUUCGUGGAGCGAAGAGACCGAAGCUUACAGACAGUAUCUACUUUGGAAGUACCACCAAGGCUCUUGUACCGGGAAGUCAGCCAUUGAUAGUCGCCACUCCUCAGCAGGCAGGCAUACCGAUCCGAACAUCUCCCCUCAUGAAACAAGAGAAGUUGCCUAUCCCGAUCAUAGCUCCAUCCAACACGGCAGCCAACAUCAUCAUCUCGUCCACACUGCUCAAGAACCGCGCCUUGAUCAAGCAUAUUGAGAGCCAGCUCCCCUCCCUCAAGCUCGUCGAGCGAGACUUUACAGCCCACAACACCAGCACCUGGAUGCCCGGCUCCGUGACCCGCUCCCCCGUGAAAUCACCGCUCGACUCGGAAGCCGAUCUCAUCCUCUCCCCCACCACCGGCAUCAUCCUCACCACGCUGCAGAAGAUCAAGCAGCGGGCCCUCCCUGGCCAGUCGCAGAAGUCCAAGCCUGCGAUCCGCGAGCGGCUGGAGAGAGUCUGCCCGAGAUACGAGAAGCUCGUCGUGUUCGUCAGCGAGGGGAACCUGGACGAGAGCACCAACGGACUGGACGACAGCGAUUGCCUCGCCCUGGCGGAGUUCAUCGGCUUCGCCUCGGCCUUCGAGACCGCUGUAGGCGUGCACUUUGUUGGAGGCGGCGAUGCGACGCUGGCCCGGUGGAUUGCGAGUGUUGUCGUGCAGCAUCCUGCGGACACGGAGUUGUUACCUGAAGAAACACACUGGGAAAUGUUCCUCCGACGGGCGGGAUUGAAUGCCUUUGCGGCCCAGGCAGUCAGUGCUGAUCUCAAGGCCCCGGAAGGUGUAAAUGUGGCCAGUCCCAGUCAGGCCGAACGAUUCGGGCUCGCGGCUUUCAUGAAGAUGGGCAGGCAAGAGCGCAUCACGAGGCUGGGUGGUCAUGUUGGACGGAGGGUGUUGGAGAGGGUUGGUGCGGCUAUCGAUACUGCUUGGGAGUGA